Achroia grisella is the source of this 1180-nucleotide messenger RNA. RefSeq lists its product as uncharacterized. Lineage: Eukaryota; Metazoa; Arthropoda; Insecta; Lepidoptera; Pyralidae. Bases 130 to 714 code for a protein of 194 amino acids. The transcript has 2 exons. The record is from RefSeq and is a predicted model, not a curated record.
GCUUCCUUAAUGUUGUUGUGACAUUUUAACAUUCCUGUCUAUUAUUUGUUUUUUUUUCUACUUUCUUAGUUUUAUAUACUAAAUUGCUAAUCAGUAUACAUAACUCAUUUUGUUAAUAUCCAUAAAAUUAUGGAUCUUCACUGGUUGAAAUCUUCACCAAGCUUAAACAGAGGUAUUACAGUUAUUAACCAAUUUGAAGAAACAAAAUUUGAGCAAUUCCUCCGCAGAAUCGUAUCAAAACUAAAACUCCAGGAUACUGAAAUAUUUACAGAAGAUGAGAGACAAAAAUUAGAAAAAAUAUUCAAUGUUAGUGAAGAGAAUCUGUUGCUUGCAAUUAAAUCAAUUUUGUAUUUGUAUAAGAGAAUGUUUAAAUUUAUUUUUAUGCCACUAAAUUUGAAGAGCAAUUUGAGUGAUUUUGGAUUGAGUAAUGAAAAAGCAGAAACUAUUGUGAAGAUUUGGUCUACUGAUAUGAGAGCAACCCUGGAUGAUCUGGGUAAAGAAUUAAUUUACAAUAAUGAAGAGACAUUGAACUUCUCAUGGAAACUUAAUGUUGAAAUGAGUUCUGAUUGUUGUAAAAAAAGUAAGACACCAAAAUCUUACAUAUCACUAUCUGGAAUAAAAGCGGAUACUGAAAUUGAAUUGACACAUUCAGAACUUUAUUCAGUGUUCUUACAGCUGGAAUCUAUUCAAAAUGAAUUAGAUAAUUUGGUUUAAAUGAUACAAUUACUGAUGAAACUGCAUUAACAAUGUAUAAGUAUUAAUAAUUAGGUUAAACUAUCUGGUAAUUUCUGAAAUGUAUAUAAUUAACUCAAAUAAUGUAUACAUUUAAAAAUCCAAAUAUACUUCAAAUGUUAAUGUUAAUCCUGUGUUUAGGUUUGCACAAAACAUUGUUUUAAUGACAAAAAUGCAUAGUCUAAGCCAGAGGGGUAUUUGGUAUGUAGUUUAUACUCCUUACAAUCCUGUACCUGUAAUGUGAAUUUAUUUCUAAGAACAGCUAUAGCAAUUUUUCUCUGCAGUCCUAGAAGUAAUCCUCAGGUCAGUUCACCAAUUCCCAUAAAUAAUAAUCCCUAAUUCACCUUACUGUUAGACAGAUUUUGCCACCAUGGUGCAUUCCUGUGACUAAAAUAAAUCAUUGUUGCUACAACCAGCUUACCAGUCACCACUUUUUUAAAAAUGUCUG